Molecule: messenger RNA, 726 nt
Organism: Rotaria socialis
Lineage: Eukaryota; Metazoa; Rotifera; Eurotatoria; Philodinida; Philodinidae
Source: the annotation of a GenBank genome assembly
AUGGUUCUAGUUGUAUUCGAUUUUGAUCAUACAAUAGUCGAUGCUAAUUCAGAUAUUCAUGUUAAUAAACUGUUCCCAUCAGCUGAAGCACUCGAUACUGCCGAAAAAAAUCGUGCACAAUUCGACUGUUGGACGGAUCGUAUGCAAGAAACAUUUCGUGAAUUACAUAAAUAUAAUAUCAAAGAAAUUGAUUAUAUAAAAAAUAUGCAAGAAAUGACAAUAACAAAUGGUUUUUCUCAUUUAAUUCAAUAUUUAUCUUCAUUACCAAAUAGUCAUUUAAUUGUUGUCAGUGACUCAAAUCUUGUUUUUAUUAAAGCAAUUUUAAAGCAUAAUCAUCUUGAUCAUGCCUUUAAAGAUAUAUUUACUAAUCCGGCUUAUUUUAAUAAAGAUGAUCAAUGUUUAAUAAUAGAACAAUAUGGUCAACAAACAUGUUCGACAUGUCCCUUGAAUAUGUGCAAAAGAGAAAUAGUUGACAGAUAUCUUCGAACGAAAUUUUCAGAACGAGUUCCCGUUCUAUUUAUUGGCGACGGACAUAAUGAUAUAUGCGCAGCGAAUAGUCUGAAAAAAGGUGAUCUUGUUUGUGCUCGAAGUGGCUAUCGAAUGGCUAAAGAAUUAAAGAAACAAGCAGCAUCAAACGAGAAAAAACUUGAAGCAGACUUUUUCGAAUGGAACGAUGGACAAGCAAUUGAAGACUUCGUUAAAGAAAAUUGGCUGAACAAGUUUUAG